AUGGUUCUCGGAUGGCUCGGUGGCAAGGGCAAGGUGGCGCCUACCCAUAGCAGAAGCUUGACGGCGAUUGAUGAGCUUGCUCAAAUUCAAGAUGCCAUGAGCGCUGUCACCCACAUCAUGGCCGAUGACAUCGACAGCGCAAAGGAGCAUCUUCAAAAAGGGCACUCGCCAUUUCACCAGCUGGGAGUUGGUGUUUGCAUGUUCAUGCGAGCAACGUUGGGCUUCGAGCAAGAUGUUAUGCGUGAAGCCAACGACAUGCUUUACGCUGCAGAGAACGGCGCAUACGACAGCCAGCGACGAGUCGCCAAAGACGUAAACGCAUUCCGUUCGAGCAUCUACCCGCCAGGAACCGAAUAUGCGGUAUGCCAGGCGGAGGCACAGUUGAUGAGCGCUGUUGUCGGCGUGUUGAACGAAAGCUUGACCGAAGCCUUGAAAAGUUUCUAUAAGCUGCGGAAGGCGUACAUAACCUUGGAGUCAGUGAUGGAGGCGGAACGGACGUUUCUGCGUACAAAGAGUACAAGCAGUCUGAAUUCUUCGGCGACGUCUCGCGCAUCGUCGAAGCCAGCGUCAAUUCGAUCUACGGGGGGCAGCACCUUGAAGAAGCCGUUGUCGAAGACUGGCUCGCUUCGCAAGUCUGCCAAUUCGUCGACCACAAGUUUGAAGAAGACUGAAAUACCAGCCGUACCAGCGGAUGCGAAGAAGAAGACUGGCGAUAGCGAUGACGAUUUAGCUUUCGUCGACGCUGAGCAAGAGCGAGGUGCUCAGACUCCUCUGGAAUACACUGGCCAUCUCAACCUACCCGUUCAGGAGGGAUCGAUUGCUCUGGACAGCACGCAAAAAGAUGUGAACAUCAAUGCCAGCACCGCACCAGGUCUCCCUACUGGCAAUCCACAAGACACGUCUGUCCCUGAUGUAAUUGCCGAUUUCGAGAACUUGGUGUUGAAGGCCGACAAUGGGCAAGCCAGUGUAUCCGAGUUCACUGAUCACCCGAUAGACGAGUUUAUUAUCUCCGGAGCUAGCUUCUGCUUUGGUAUGUUGCUGGUCAUCUUAUCCAUGGUUCCACCAGCCUUCGCAUCUGUGCUCAAGGUCAUCGGCUUCAAGGGCGACAAAGAUCGUGGUCUGCGAAUGCUCUGGCAGGCGACGAAGUUCAACAACAUCCACGGUGCCAUGGCCGGUGUCGUUCUGAUGGGAUACUUCAACGGCUUCGUUGGCUUUUGCGACAUCAUUCCACAGACCGGCGAGGGUGCGUACCCUGAAAGGAGAUGCAAGGCGCUCAUGGCGGAGAUGAGGAGAAGAUAUCCUAAGAGUCAUCUGUGGCUGCUUGAGGAGGCUCGCAUGAUGUCGAGAGAAAAGCAGCUGGAAACUUCUGUCGAGUACUUGGAACACCUUGCCGUAUCGCCGUUCAAGCAGCUUGAGGCACUGAGCUGGUUCGAGCGAGCCCUGGAUCUCAUGUACUUGCAUGACUACACCAAGACCAGUACAGCUUUCCAGACCUGUAUCACGCUCAACAACUGGAGUCACGGACUGUACCAUUACAUCUGCGGAGCUUCCUAUGUUGAGCUAUACCGACGCGCCAAGGUCACAGAUCCGGAUGCUGCAAAGACCUACGCAAACAAGGCGAACGAGUUCUUCAAGCAGGUCAUUCCUAACAUUGGCAAGAAAAAGUUCAUGGGUCGCCAGCUACCCUUCGACACCUUUGUUCACCGCAAGAUCUCGAGGUGGGAGGCACGAGCAAAGGAGUGGAACUGCGACUUCAUAGACGCCAUCGGUGUUUCGCCCAUCGAAGAAAUGAUCUACUUCUGGAAUGGGUACAAGCGCAUGCGCCCAGAGCAUCUGCAGCACUCGCUUGAAAAUCUCGCGUGGAGCGAAUCGUCAGCAAACCCGCAUUGGGCGAAGGAAGACCUGAACGAGAAAGCCAUUCUUUCCACGCUCCGCGCCGUCACAUUGCGAUCUCUUGGUCAGACGGCCGAAGCCAAGGAGAUGUUGCAGAAGGAGGUCAUCAGUCAUGACGCCACUGCGUUUGCGGGUACUUUGAAGGACGACUGGAUGCCGCCAGUCGCGCGGUACGAGAUGGCGGCGUGCAUGUGGCAAGAGGCCGAUGCCGAUGGCAACCCGCAGGCACACCAGGAUGAGUUGAAUCAGUGCAAGACCUGGCUCGAGGCUGCAGGAAGCUGGGGCAGCUAUGCUCUAGAUGCAAGAAUCGGCAUGAAAAUCACAACAGGCAAGGGGACGUUGAGGAGAUACGGCAUCCAGAUUUGA
Boeremia exigua is the source of this 2259-nucleotide messenger RNA. RefSeq names its product outer membrane protein Iml2/Tetratricopeptide repeat protein 39. Gene Ontology annotation, cellular component: cytosol; mitochondrial outer membrane; nucleus. Gene Ontology annotation, molecular function: protein binding. The coding region runs from base 1 to 2259 and encodes 752 amino acids. The record is from RefSeq and is a predicted model, not a curated record. Lineage: Eukaryota; Fungi; Ascomycota; Dothideomycetes; Pleosporales; Didymellaceae. The transcript has 6 exons.